Messenger RNA from Guyanagaster necrorhizus, 1223 nucleotides. Its product is annotated as Fibrillarin. The record is from RefSeq and is a predicted model, not a curated record. Gene Ontology annotation, cellular component: small-subunit processome; box C/D methylation guide snoRNP complex; nucleolus. Gene Ontology annotation, biological process: rRNA methylation; box C/D sno(s)RNA 3'-end processing. Bases 52 to 1011 code for a protein of 319 amino acids. The transcript is spliced from 6 exons. Lineage: Eukaryota; Fungi; Basidiomycota; Agaricomycetes; Agaricales; Physalacriaceae. Gene Ontology annotation, molecular function: RNA binding; histone H2AQ104 methyltransferase activity; rRNA methyltransferase activity.
UAACGACACCCGCGAGCGGGCAAUUACUACACCAGUCAAGCGCAUAUAUCCAUGGCUUUUGGUGCACCUGGAGGACGAGGCGGAUUCGGAGGAAGAGGACGAGGAGGUGAUCGUGGUGGAGGCGGUCGUGGCGGAGGACGUGGACGAGGAGGUGGUGUUCGUGGAGGCGGUGUUCAGAGCCGAGGCGGACGAGGAGGAGGAAGAGGCGGUGACCGUGGACGAGGAGGUAGAGGCGCUCCACGAGGCCGGGGCGGUCGUGGUGGAGGACGAGGUGGCGCCAAGGGAGGUUCCAACACCGUCCUCGAGCCACACAGACACCCUGGCGUCUUCAUCGCCAAAGGCAAGGAGCAUCUCCUCGUCACGAAAAACCUCGUCCCAGGGGAAUCUGUGUACGGAGAGAAACGUAUAUCUAUUGAGGGUGGUGUCGAUGGUACCAAGGUCGAGUACAGGGUGUGGAAUCCUUUCCGGAGUAAAUUGGCUGCUGGGGUGUUGGGUGGUCUGGAUGAUAUUUUCAUUGCGCCUGGGAAAAAGGUGUUGUAUCUCGGUGCUGCGAGUGGAACGAGUGUGAGCCAUGUCGCUGAUAUCGUUGGACCGGAAGGCGUUGUAUAUGCGGUCGAAUUCUCAUUACGAUCCGGUCGUGACCUCAUCGGUAUGGCUAAGAAGCGAACAAAUGUUAUCCCUAUCGUCGAAGAUGCCCGUAAGCCACAAAAAUACCGGAUGCUGCUAUCGCAAGUCGACGUCAUCUUCGCUGAUGUUGCGCAGCCCGACCAGGCUCGUAUCGUCGUCCUGAACGCGGAAUAUUUCCUCAAAGUCGGUGGACAUGUGGUUAUAUCGAUAAAGGCCAGCUGCAUCGACUCAACAAUGUCACCCGAUGCCGUCUUUGCAUCAGAAGUUGCAACGUUGCAAAAGGAGCAUUUCAAGGCUCUUGAGCAGGUUCCUCUGGAGCCUUAUGAGCGAGAUCACGCUAUGGUAUCAGCUGUCUACCUGCGGCACGGUGUACCUAGCGUUUGAUUCAUCCUUUCGUUGCUACUGUUGCAGUCGUAUCCAGCGUCGGCUACUUGAGCAGUGUUGUCGUGGUUGGACGCAAUGGCAAGCACUUUUUUCAUAUACAAAAGUAUCUGGUGCAGGGUUCUGCCCUACAACAAUCAUUUUUUGCUGUCUGUUUAAUCUUAUGAAUGUAGAUUUGCUGUAUUUCAAUGGGUUUCUGAAACUUUGAGUGAGCU